Prionailurus viverrinus (fishing cat) is the source of this 1653-nucleotide messenger RNA. It is a transcript of the gene CLN3, whose product is annotated as CLN3 lysosomal/endosomal transmembrane protein, battenin. NCBI's taxonomy places the organism in Eukaryota, Metazoa, Chordata, Mammalia, Carnivora, Felidae. The transcript has 15 exons. Gene Ontology annotation, biological process: lysosome organization; lysosomal lumen acidification. The record is from RefSeq and is a predicted model, not a curated record. The coding region runs from base 76 to 1392 and encodes 438 amino acids. Gene Ontology annotation, cellular component: membrane; lysosome.
CCUCAUCCGCCGGGUCAGAGCCAAGCCUGGACUCUCGCUGACUUUGAACCCUUCGCGGGAUCUGAACUUGAUGCCAUGGGAGGCUGUGCGGGCUCGCGGCGGCGCCUUUUGGAUUCCGAGGGGGAGGAGACCGCCCCCGAACCUCGGCCCCGUCUGUUAGACCGUCAGGGAGCCCUUUGGAAGAACGCGAUGGGUUUCUGGCUCCUGGGCCUUUGCAACAACUUUUCCUAUGUGGUGAUGCUCAGCGCCGCCCAUGACAUCCUUAGCCACCAGAGGGCAUCCGGGAACCAAAGCCAUGUAGACCCAGACCCAGCGCCCACCACCCGCAAUAGUUCAUCCCGAUUUGACUGCAACUCUGUCUCCACGGCUGCGGUGCUCCUGGCCGACAUCCUCCCCACCCUCGUCAUCAAAUUGCUGGCCCCUCUUGGUCUUCAUCUGUUGCCCUACAGCCCCCGGGUGCUCGUCAGUGGGAUUUGUUCUGCGGGAAGCUUCAUCCUGGUUGCCUUUUCUCAUUCAGUGGGGACCAGCCUGUGUGGUGUGGUCUUGGCCAGCAUCUCGUCAGGUCUGGGGGAGGUCACCUUCCUCUCGCUCACUGCCUUCUACCCCAGGGCCGUGAUCUCCUGGUGGUCCUCAGGAACCGGGGGAGCAGGGCUGCUGGGAGCGUUGUCCUACCUGGGCCUCACCCAGGCUGGCCUCUCCCCCCAGCACACCCUGCUGUCCAUGCUGGGUAUCCCCGCCCUGCUGCUGGCCAGCUAUUUCUUUUUGCUCACAUCUCCCGAGCCCCAGGACCCUGGAGGAGAGGAAGAGGCAGAGACAUCAGCCCGGCAGCCCCUGAUAAACAGCGAGGCCCCCGAGGCGAAGCCAGACUCCAGCUCGAACCUCUCCCUUCAGGAAAGGUGGACCGUGUUCAAGGGCCUGCUGUGGUACAUCGUCCCCUUGGUCCUGGUCUACUUUGCGGAGUAUUUCAUCAAUCAGGGGCUUUUUGAGCUCCUGUUCUUCCGGAACACAUCCUUGACUCACGCUCAGCAGUACCGCUGGUACCAGAUGCUCUACCAGGCCGGCGUCUUUGUGUCCCGCUCUUCUCUCCGCUGCUGUCGAAUCCGCUUCACGUGGGUCCUGGCCCUGCUGCAGUGCUUCAACCUGGCCUUCCUGCUGGUGGACGUGUGGUUGAGCUUCCUGCCCAGCAUCUACCUCGUCUUCCUGAUCAUUCUGUAUGAGGGACUCCUGGGCGGUGCUGCCUAUGUGAACACCUUCCACAACAUUGCGCUAGAGACGAGUGAUGAGCACCGGGAAUUUGCCAUGGCGGCCGCCUGUAUCUCCGACACCUUGGGCAUCUCCCUGUCAGGGCUCCUGGCCCUGCCUCUGCACGACUUCCUUUGUCAUCUGUCUUGACACUCUGGCUUCUUGGAGCACCGGUCACACUAAUCUGGGCCUGCGCUGACAGGCGGGCAAGUCAGGCCGCGGGCCCACAGCCCAGAGCUCAUUCCCAGAGCUCCGCCCCAGGCUUCCCUGCACGGCUGGGGUGCAGAGAAGCACCGAGGUUCCGUUCCCCCUUGAGCUGGGGGGAGCCGUUUUCUCCCACUCCCAGGCUGGCCUUGGGGGGUUUCUUCACGGCAUUAUGUCCUUGGAAUAAAUGCCUAUUUUGUCAAUUGA